GCUGGCCAGGUCACAGUUGGCCGCACGACACCAGAAACGCAACCACAACAGCCACCGCAAGGCGCACGGGUGUUAUCCACAUACAUACCUCCCCCAAACAAUACAGCUAUCCACAAAUAUAUAUUAGCUCAAGUUCAAGCAGCUCGCUAGGUAAACAGCUUAAGGAGUACCGGCAAUAUGCGGAACUGCGCCUCCCUUGGAUUAUAUGCGCUGCUAAUCGUCGCCUGCUACUUGGACGCAACAGUUGGCCAGCCCCUCAAGCAGGAUGAGGAUCUGCCGCAGGCACAGACGGCCAGCGGAGCACGUUUUGCGAGACAAAUCGGUGGCUAUGGAGGCUACGGAGGCUACGGUAUUGGAUAUGGAGGAUAUGGAGGCUAUGGAGGCUAUGGAGGCUAUGGAGGAUAUGGUGGAUACGGUGGAUUAGGCGGAUAUGGAGGAUAUGGCGGAUAUGGCUCACGUUAUCCUUACUCAUCAUAUGGGGGAUAUUAUAAUCGCCCUUAUGGUGGUUAUGGUGGUUACGGCGGCAUCGGACUUUCACCAUUCAUGUAA
Messenger RNA from Drosophila grimshawi, 549 nucleotides. Its product is annotated as keratin-associated protein 19-2. Lineage: Eukaryota; Metazoa; Arthropoda; Insecta; Diptera; Drosophilidae. The coding region runs from base 178 to 549 and encodes 123 amino acids. The transcript is spliced from 2 exons. The record is from RefSeq and is a predicted model, not a curated record.